GAUUAAUAUGCGGCAUUUGCAAAACAGGCUUAAUUGUUAUUGAAAUUUGUUAAAAUUAAUUAAAAAGUGUUCCGUGGAUCAAAAACCAUUGUAUGGUAAAAGCAGAUUCCUCCGGAUUGAACAAUGAACGAACUAAAGUAAUGAAUGAACGCGAAUAAACCGAGUAUCCCCGAACUCCCCGAAGAUGCCCUAAAGAAACCGAUGAGUGGUUGUAAAAUAUCGAUGGUGGUGUUCAAGUAAAAGUAAAUAAAAAAAUCCGUUUUCCUCAUUUAUUUUAGCCCAACCGAAGGAAGGAGGUGUUUCUAAAUAUGAUGUACCCUGAUAAAACGUAAACCUGGGACGAUUUAAGCCGUAUAAUGAUAGGAAAAUUAUAUCCUUUUGGGCAAUUUUUGUUACUGUUUUUGAUGGAGUGAGUUUAAAUGUUUAAUGAACUAAACGCCUUUUUGCACCAUUUAGUUGAAAUUUCGGAAUGUUCGUAACGCUUAUUUUCAAAUAGGAUAUGCAAUGAUUGCGAGGAUGCAGUGUCGUUGACUUCUUCAUUCAAUUAAAUUCCAUUUAGCCUGUUUUUAUUUUACUCCAUGCAAGUACAAUUGUAAAUAAUUAAUAUCCGACCUAGUUUGCGUCGAGCGAAUCCGAAUAUUUUAUUUUUGAUGCCCUUUAGUUGUAUUCAAAGUGAUUCCAUUUCAGUUCAGUGCAUCCCGUUCACUUAUCAAUUCGUGUAAAUAAUAUUCAACAGUUACUGAUGAAAUUAGUUUUAGCGAGAGGAGGAAAUCGUUCCUCCAAGGAUAGUAAUAUGGUCACUAUGAAUUCCGAUAAGGCUGCCACAAAGCGCAAGCCAGAGCCUAAUAACGGAGGCUGCACUAAAAUAAACAAUGAAGAACCGAGUCAUGUUCAUCCUGUACCGACUAGCGAAGAGUCUCCGAAUCAUCUUUUAUACAAAAAGAUGGAGAAAAUCGUGGAGAAAAUGCAGGAUGAAACGACCGGUGUACCAGUACGCACAGUAAAAAGCUUUAUGUCAAAAAUUCCUUCGGUCUUUACGGGUUCAGAUUUAAUAAUGUGGAUGAUGAAGAACUUAGAUGUAGAAGAUCAACAAGAAGCAUUACACUUAGCUCAUUUGAUGGCGUCACAUGGAUAUUUCUUCCCCAUUGAUGAUCAUAUGCUCACCGUUAAAAACGAUAACACAUUUUAUAGGUUUCAAACUCCUUAUUUUUGGCCGUCGAAUUGCUGGGAACCGGAAAAUACCGAUUACGCUGUGUAUCUGUGCAAAAGAACAAUGCAAAAUAAAACGAGAUUGGAACUGGCUGAUUACGAAGCUGAAAACCUGGCUAGGCUUCAAAAGAUGUUUUCGAGGAAAUGGGAAUUUAUUUUCAUGCAAGCCGAGGCGCAAAGUAAAGUCGACAAAAAGCGAGACAAACUGGAGAGAAAAGUGUUAGACAGUCAAGAGAGAGCAUUCUGGGAUGUACAUCGACCUAUGCCCGGUUGUGUGAACACCACAGAGAUCGACAUCAAGAAAGCCUGUCAGAUGCACAAGCCGAUUCACGGAGUCAAAUUAGUAAAUUUAUCAUCGCAACUAUCCCCAAGCACAUCGGGUUUGGCUCCGCAAAACAACCUCGAGCAGAUGAAGAAACAGAUCGCUUUGCUUAAAAUCCGGCUCGACAGAAGGAAUAUUAAAAUAUCAAAAGCAGCCGAAUCAUUCGUUGCGUAUUAUGAGCAAUAUUUGGAGUACGACAGUUUUUUUGUUGCUCCAGAGUAUCCGAAUCCUUGGAUAUCCGAUAGCCCCGAACUAUGGGAACAAGAAAAAACAGCAAAAGACAUAUCAGCACGUAGGGUUAAACGAUGGGCCUUCAGUUUGCAGGAGCUGCUGCAGGAUUCUGUGGGUAGAGAGCAUUUCAUCAAAUUUUUGGACAAGGAGUUUAGCGGUGAAAAUUUGAGGUUUUGGGAGGCAGUGCAGGAAUUGAAGGCGCUUCCCCAAAGCCAAGUGCAAGAGAAAGCAAUGGAAAUAUGGGGUGAAUUUCUAGCGCCUGAUGCGAGUUGUCCCAUUAAUGUCGACUCUCGAUCGAAUGAAUUAACUAAAAAGAAUAUGGAAGUACCUGAUAGAUGGGGAUUCGAUUAUGCAGCUAGCCACGUAUAUCAUUUGAUGAAAAGCGACAGUUACUCGAGAUAUCUAAGAUCUGAGAUGUAUAAAGAAUUUUUAAACGGAUCGAAGAAAAAGGUAAGGAAAAGUAAAACCUAGAGCAGGGUAGCUGUGUGUACUAAUUUGAACUGAGCUUAUUAUAUCGCUUUGUAUAUUUGUUAUGCGAAUUUAUGUUUAAUGUUCCUGCUUAAAUGUGAUUGAAUUUAUUCAAACAAGGUAAUUGUUUAGUAUUAAUAUUAAUUUAGGUAAUAAUUCGGUUGAGUUUUAGAACCUUGUAUUUAUAAAUUCAGCCUAGUUGUUGUUAGAGCGAUGUCAGUAGAGUGCUACUGCAUACGUGGUAUGUAUUUCCAAUUUAGCGGGCAUUUUCAAUAUAAAACGGUUAAUGAUACCAUUAUUAUUCAGUAUUAAACAUGUUUAAGUAUUGAAAUGCCCAUUAAAUAACUUCUAAGCAUCUGUAUACGGAACGAGCACUCUACGAUUUAAAGUAAUUCAUUUAAUAUUAAUUUUCAGACAUCUGUGAAAGGAAUUCGAUCAAUAGUUUCAUUUUCAGCACGAAAAGACAAUGUUAUUUAAUUGAAAUGUUCGGUAGGUAAUGGGUUUGAAAAGUAAAAUUUAUCGACUCGAUAAAUGUAAAUUAUAUCGACAAUACUAAAAGCCGUUGGCAGAAUUUAAUUCUAAUUAAUAAAAGAACCUGUUCGUUUCGAACGAGGAUCGAUUAUAUUUAAAAAGAAGUUAGAUUAUGCGUAAAUAAAAAUGGAAGAGUUGACUAUUAUAAAGAGAUAUUGAACAGAUAUUUUGAAUUUGGUUUAGUGACUCAGUAUUUUUUAGAAGUAAAUGUGUUGAUAUUAUCUUUGUACAUAGUGGUGUUACUGAAUAGAACGUUUUUUUAGAUAUCGUUUGUUAAUAAAAAUACUAUUGUGAUAAAAUGCAUAAAAUGAAAAAAAAAAUGAGGAAAUCAAUAUAAUUAAAUACGAAUCGAUGGAAAAUGUCACAUUAGUGUAUUUGUAUGUAUGUUAUAAACGUAUGAGUGUUAGCAUAUGUGUUGUUCUAUGAAUACUGCGUCACUGCUUCACAUUCGUUUAAAGUGUUGUGAGUACUUAUUAAGAUUUUUGCAGUGUAGGUUGUUUUCAGUUUCUUAACGUAUGACACUGCCAUUUUAAAAUCCAGACGAUGACUGUUUAUUACUAUGCAAGACACUGCUCGGGUACUGACCCCAAAAAUUAUUUACCAAUCUUCCGUGAUCGAUCAAUGGGCAAUCGGACUUUAAAAUUAUGACAUCUGGGACCUUAGAAGAAUUAUUUGAAAACUGUAUUUAGGUAGUUGUUUUUAAGGAUUAGAAGUAGUAGUAAUUUAUAAACUAGUGGUUCUAUAUGUGUCCUUGACGUUUUAUUUUUUACGGACCAAAGCUAUAGAAAAGUUGCAUUUAUAUAGAGUAUAAAUUCUAUUUCUGUAAGAGAUAUUCAUAUACCUUUAUUAGUAAAAUUUAUACCUAUACCCGAUAAUUAUUCAUCGAGCAAAGUUGAGCUGUAAAUUGUUUUAACGCAUUCAAAUCAGUGUGUAUAGAUAAUAAUCUGUUUGAAAAGUAAUCAAAAUCUCGGAUUUAAAACAGGGUUAUACCGUGUUAUACGUGUAAGUAACUUAGAUACUUUAGGAUAUUACAUAAAAAAUGAUUUCCCAGGUUCAUUUUAUCAAGACAUACAUCUAUUGACCGAAAAAUUAAGGAAUAUUACAGUAAUGUUUGUGUAAUAUUUGUAAUGUUUUAUCACACAUUCAAUUUAGGUCCAAUUGCCUAUUUGGUUUGAAAUUUCGCCCUUUGGCUCCGACGCUAUCAGUUGAUUUUUUUAAUUAUUUUUUGUUUUAUUCAGAGGAUUUUUGAGAUAAUUUUUGUCUGAGGACAUAAUAAAUAAUAUCAAAUAAAAGGGAUGUAUAAUGACAUUGUCGGCGAUGGGCAAACAUGACAGAACAGUUUUAAAAUAAGGUUGUACAAAGAUUUACAUACAAUAUGAUCAGGGCCGUCUAGUAAAUGUAAGUCCAAUGUAUUGAUAAGGAAGUAUUUCAUAGUAGUCUUACGAUUUAUUUGUUCAUCAUUUGUCACUCUUUUUUGCAAAAAGCACUAAAUAUGUAGGUACAUAAAAGCUAUUUUUAUAAAAUCUUUAAGCAAUCGUAUUCAUAAUAUUAGCACUCCAGAAAUGUAUAAUUUCAAAGACGGCACUGGACAUUUAUUCCUAAUUGUUUGAUUUGUAAAGGUUCAAUUGCAGAAAUUAGCAGAAAUUUAGCUUGUAGAUUAUUCAUAUUUGUAGUACUCAUCCCGAAUAAUAAAUUUAGCGUUUGAAUUAAUCCCGUUUUUUUAAUACCACCGAAAAAAAAAACAAAAUUUGUUAAUUAUUCAAUACUCCCUAUGCAGCAAACAGAAAAUCUGAACUACAGAAAUUAAUUCAAAAGCUAAAGAUUUAAUGAACGUGAAAUUUGUUGAAACACAGUUGUCACAUUGUUCGAUUUAAUCAUAAAUGAAUUGUGUACCCUAUGACAAGUAUUUUAUAACAAAAAAAUAUUCAAAACAGCUACAUAUACAUCAAAAUAUUAUAUACAUGCAUACUAUUACUGAUAGCAAAUUAGUGAGAGUAUAAUGUUAAGCUGUAAAGGAAUUGAAAUCAUAAGGUUCAAUCAGAAUUGUCAAUAGUUAGAAUGAUUAUACGUCAAAAUAAAAGUAUAUUAUAAAAAGUUUCGAGUGUUAUUUUAAUUCAAUCACUGGUAAUGAAAGACAAAUUCAUUGCAAUAAAUAUAUUUAUUAUUAUUUCGAUACCUACAUGAUUGUGUAAAUUGCAUUAUCUUAAAAUUAGUGUAGGUAUAAAAAAUUCAUCCACAGCCCCAUUCUUAACAACUAAAAUUAAAAUGUAAAUGGGAUAUGGCAAUAAUUAAUGCAUAUUAAAAUCGCAUUGAUAUUAUGUACAUGUACACGGAGUAUCACAAUCAUGUUCCUAUGAUUAUUUACUUAAAGUUUAACCUAACUUGCAUUCGGUAAAAAAAUAUUUUAUAAAUAAAUAGUAACGAAAAACACACCUAAAAGAGCUAACGUGAGUUUUGUUCAAUAUUUCCUCAUAUCUUGAACGCAUGUAUGAAAAAAAUAAAGUCCUAUGCGAUAUGUACAAUUCAGAAUCUGACUAAAACAAUGCCAUUAUA
Molecule: messenger RNA, 5314 nt
Organism: Phyllotreta striolata
Lineage: Eukaryota; Metazoa; Arthropoda; Insecta; Coleoptera; Chrysomelidae
Source: the annotation of a GenBank genome assembly